ACGUUAAGAGCUGAUCAGACUCAUGACAGAGAGUCUGGAGGUAUACUCAACACUGUUUCCAGCUGAACUCCUGUGAAUGACAGACACACAGCAGACACACACUGAUCUCUCCACUGUCCAGCACAGCUGUUUGGAAUUCCUUGAUUUCACUGAAGCACACAAGAUACUCUAUGGAACACUGAUCAUAAGGUUUUGCAAAGACUUGAGGAGUUCAUGCUGUGAAGCUAAAGAUGAUGGGUGAUGUUCAGUUUGUUAUGAGCUCUCAUGUCUCAAAGACGACGGUGACCCUUGGACAAGGUUCCCCCAGUAAAGAAGCCCCUGUUUUUACUCUCCCGCCACGUAAUACCCGCGUCUGCCAGGGGAGCAGUGCACGCCUCGAAGGCAAGGUUCGUGGUCUUCCAGAGCCGCAGGUGUGCUGGUUUAGGAAUGGGAAGCUCUUGACAGCUGGAGAUCACUACUCCAUGGAACAAAGUGCUCGAGGAACCUUCAGUUUGCUGGUCUGUGAGGUCCAGAAUGAAGACGGAGGAUGUUACUCCUGUGAGGCGGUCAAUGAUGCUGGCAGAUGCCAGGUUACUGUGGAGAUCAUUGUGGAAGGAAAAACUGGAAUGAAAUAUAGUCUUCCCUCCUCCAGUAGGACAGGUGGCUUUAUGGGGGUCCCUGCAGUAGAGAACAGAUCCGGUAUCUGGGGUGAAAGCCCACCAAAGUUUGUGACUAAACCGUCCCGCCUGCAUCUCAAAGUGGGACAAAGCGGAAAAUUCUCAGCCAAGAUCACGGGACGACCCCAGCCUCUGGUGCAGUGGUACAAGGGAGAAGAGAAUCUCCAGUCAUCAGAUCACUAUAAUGUGUUUGAGCGGUCAGGAAUGCACUUCCUGGAGAUCUGUCAUGUGUGCUCUGAGGAUGCUGGCGUGUACACCUGUCUGGUGGCCAACAGUGCUGGCAAAGCCUCCGCCACCGCAGAACUCAUCCUUCAAGAUGCAGACAAUGAGAAAACCAUUCUGACCAAACCAUCACCUGAUCUCUCUAAAUCCUCUGUGGUCAAACACAGCAGCAACGGUCUGGACACUGAACACAGAGCUUCUAGCACAUCCUUCCAAACAGCAGGCACGGAAACUUGCACAGUUAUGUCCAAUACCAAUACAGUGACCAGAACAGAAGGACCAAAAACAACAUCACCAUCCACACAACCUGCCAGCAAAGCCCCAGGUGGCUUAUCAACAGCUGGUCAACUUAAGACAUCAAAGUUUGUAAAUGUAAGGGGUCAGAACAUUAUAAAGAGAGAGUCAGAUGUGUUCAGAGCUCCAGGUCGGAAGUCUGAACCAUCCCAGGUGGAGUCAAGCAGAGACACCUGCCAGCCGGCCAAAGAGACCAAGACUGAUGCCCUCGAAGUGUCACCCAGUUUCAACUUACAGCCCCAAAGCAAAGAGGUCGUGCAAGGUGCAAAGGUUAUGUUCAAAUGCCAAGUGUCUGGGUCUCCAGUGCCAACAGUGAUGUGGAUGAAGGAUGGAGCUCCUGUCAGACAGAAAGCAGGUGUCAGCACUCAUCAGGAGGACAAUGUCCACUUCCUGUGUCUGGAGAAUGCUCACAUAACAGACAUGGGACAGUAUAGCUGCACUGCCACAAACAAGAGAGGAAAGACCACUGUCCACUGGAGCCUCACAGUCAAGAGUGUUUGGGUGGAGCGUAAACCUCCUGAGUUCAGCUCUGCUCUGAGAGAUUGUUCUGUGUGUGAGGGGCAGGACUUCAGUCUGCAGUGUUCAGUAGAGGGCAGACCACUGCCUGAGCUCUCCUGGCUGCUCAAUGAUAAGCUUAUUCCAUAUUCGCACACAGUGUAUGAGAAUGGUCAGACUCAGCUGACAGUUCAGGCAGCUGUUAUGGAGGAUGCAGGCAUGUAUUCUUGUGUAGCAGUGAAUGAUUAUGGCCGAGCUGUGUGUUCAGCCCAAGUGCUGGUUAAAGCAAAGCCCAGUGUGAAGAGGUCUUCUGCUGCUCCUGUGUCUGAUGUGAGGAAAUCUUCAGCUCCAGUGUUCAUCAAGGGUUUGCAGGAUCUCAGGGUAAUGGACGGCAGUCAGGUCAUCAUGUCAGUGGAGGUGACAGGAAAUCCUCCCCCUGAGGUGGUCUGGCUGCAUAACGGAAAAGAGAUCCAGGAGUCGGAGGACUUCCACUUUGAGAGGAAGGGGAGUCAGUGUACUCUCUUCAUACAGGAAGUGUUUCCUGAGGACACGGGCACAUACACCUGCGAAGUGUGGAAUGAGGCUGGAGGGGCUCGGACUGAGGCCUCACUCACUGUACAAGAGCCUCAGGAUGGAGUUCAGCCCUGGUUCAUCACUAAACCAAAGUCCUGUUCUGCCAGUCUGGGUCAACACGCUCUACUCUCCUGCGCCAUCGCUGGUGACCCCUUCCCAGAAUUCCUCUGGAUGAAAGAUGGUCAGGUGAUAUGUGGAGGUGGAGACUUUGAGAUCCUGCAGAAGGAAGAUGUGGUGUCACUACUCAUCAGAAAAGUGAAGACACAUCAUGAUGGAAAUUACGAGAUUCAUCUCAAGAAUAAAGUAGGAGAGUGCAGAUCAGUGGCCCCCCUGCACAUCAGCAAGGACCCCAUCCCGUCUGCUGAUGAUUCUCACAAAUGCAGCCUAGGGGUGGAGAGCACUGUGCCAGACAGGGGAGGACAGCGAGAGACUCCCAGCUCUGCUGAAUCACGCUCUGAGCCACUGUGGGAACGCGACAGUCAGGAUUGGGAAGAAGAGGAGCCAAGCACCACCCGUGGUCUUCUCAAAAGGUGUGUAGAGACCAAAGAGCAUCGAGAAGACCAGAUCCGACAGCAGGAGGCUGAACAGAUCAACUUCAGAACUGUGCUUGGCCGCAAGGUCACCACAAAGAGUGUCUCGGAGGAAGACCUGAAGGAGAUCACGGCCGAGCAGAUGGACUUCAGGGGGAACCUUCAACGUCAGAUCAAGCCCAAGACCCAGACCGAGGAGGAACGCAAGGUCAACGUGCCUCAACAGGUGGACUUUAGAGCAGUGCUGGGAAAGAAGGGAACCCCUGGUCCAAAAGCUGGUCCUGGAUCAUUUGUGAAAACACAAUCCAACAAACAUGAAGCUGUUGACUUCAGAUCAGUGUUGGGCAACAAGAAAAAACAACCAAGCCACGACAGGAAUGGAGAAAGUCCAGCUCUCAAAGACAGCAAAGGAAAGGUGAAUGAUGUGAAUUGUGUGGAUGCAGGGAUGCAAGAGAAAUCGAGAGUAGGUGGAAGGAAAGAGCCGGUGUUCACACAGACACUGAGUGACGUGAUUGUACUGGAUGGAGAAUGUUUUCAUCUGCAGUGCCAACUUUCAUCUGAAUCUCCUGCCAAAGUGACGUGGACCCUUGAUGGGAAACUCAUCAAACCAUCCAAAUUCAUCGUUAUUGCCAAUGAGGGUGGUCAGUGCUCUCUGAGUAUUGAUAAAGCUCUUCCUGAAGAUGAAGGACGGUAUGUGUGCAGAGCAGAGAGCAGCGAGGGCAAAGCAGAAUGUUCCUGUUUGGUCCUGGUGGAAGAUCCCAGUGUCUCCACAGCAGCUGAUAAGCGGACCAGGAAGCCCUCUACCCCGACCACAGAGAAUGAGGCCAAAAUAAAGAAACCCCCUCCCAAAAUACUGCCUAAACAAGGUGCUCCUCCUCAAAUCCAGCAAUUUCCUGAUGAUAUGAAGAUCAUGGCAGGUGAGAAGGUCAAUCUGCAGUGUAUGUUCACAGGAGCUCCGCCCAUCAGCUGCACCUGGCUCAAGUUCCGCAAACCAAUUCAGGAGGGUCAGGGUGGAAUCUCUAUAGUGAGCACAGACAGCAGCAGUGAGUUGACCAUCACAGAAGGACAACAGGAGCACUGCGGCUGCUACACCAUCGAGAUCAAGAACUGCUUCGGCAUGAGACAGGCUGCUCUCAACCUCACUAUAGUCGAUAAGCCAGACCCUCCUGCACGCCUCCCAGCAGCCUCAGACAUCCGUAAGUCCAGCCUCACACUUUCCUGGUACGGGCCAACGUAUGAUGGUGGCAGUGCGGUACAGUCCUAUAAUCUGGAGAUGUGGAGCUCUGUGGAUCAGCAGUGGACAGAUCUGGCGUCCUGUAACAGCACUUCAUAUAAUGUGCAGAACCUGCUGCCAAACAGACAGUACAAGUUUCGUGUGAGAGCAGUAAAUAUUUACGGUGUAGGAGAGCCCAGUGCUGAGUCUGAGCCCGUACAGGUCGGGCUGGAGAAUGAAGGGGAAAAUAAGGAAGAUGAAAUUGAGCCCUCAGAUGAAGAAUCAGAAAAGAAACCAGACUUCAGAAAUGUGAUGAUCAGGACAGAUGUGAAGGUCAAGGACCUGUAUGAUGUGGAAGAGCGAUUGGGCACAGGGAAAUUCGGGACUGUUUUUAAACUCAUAGAGAAGUCCACGAAAAAGGUCUGGGCUGGGAAAUUCAUAAAAGCAUAUUCUGCCAAAGAGAAAGAAAAUGUCCGACAAGAAAUCGCAGUCAUGAACGAUCUUCAUCACCCAAAGCUUGUGCAGUGUGUUGACGCUUUUGAGGGAAAAACGGACAUUGUUAUGGUGCUGGAAAUGAUCUCAGGAGGAGAACUCUUUGAGCGGAUCAUUGAUGAAGAUUUUGAGCUGACAGAGAGAGAGGUGAUCAAGUACAUGCUGCAGAUAGUGGAUGGAGUGAGUUUCAUUCAUAACAAAGGCAUCGUCCACCUGGACCUCAAACCUGAGAACAUCAUGUGUGUCAAUAAAACCGGCAGCAAAAUCAAGCUCAUCGACUUUGGACUGGCUCGCAGACUGGAGAAAGCAGGAUCUUUGAAAGUGUUGUUUGGCACACCAGAGUUCGUGGCUCCAGAGGUGAUUAAUUAUGAAGCCAUCAGUUACGCUACAGACAUGUGGAGUAUAGGAGUCAUCUGCUACAUACUUGUCAGUGGUUUGUCUCCAUUUAUGGGUGAUAACGACAGUGAGACACUGUCUAAUGUCACGUCAGCAACGUGGGACUUUGAAGACGAGGCGUUUGAUGAGAUCUCAGGCGAGGCCAAAGACUUUAUCAGUAACCUGCUGAAGAAAGACAUGAAGGCUCGACUGACCUGUGAUCAGUGUUUUCAACACACCUGGCUCAAACAGGACACUACAAACAUGGAGGCCAAGAAGCUGUCUAAAGAGAGGAUGAAGAAGUAUAUACUGAGGAGAAAAUGGCAGAAAACAGGGCAUGCGGUACGAGCUAUUGGGCGACUCUCUAACAUGGCAUUGAUGGCAGGCAUUCAUGCCAAAAAGGGAUCACCCACUGAAGAGGAUACACCAUUUCCUGCUGAAGAGAAGAUUCUAAUGAAACCCACAUUCAGCUCUGUUAUUAAAGACGUUGAGGUGGUGGAGGGCAGCGCAGCUCGGUUCGACUGCAUAAUUGAAGGUUAUCCUGACCCAGAGGUCGUGUGGUACAAGGACGAACAGCCGAUAAAAGAGACGCGGCAUUUUCAGAUCGACUAUGAUGAGGAUGGAAACUGCAGUCUGGUCAUUUCUGAGGUCAGCGGUGACGAUGACGCAAAGUACACCUGCAAAGCCAUGAACAGUGUCGGGGAGACCACCUGCACCGCCGAACUCAUCGUUGAAGUGAUGGGAGGAGAAGAAGAGGAGGAGGAGGAGGAAGAAUAAGAUGAUCUCUUUGUAUGUUUCUCUCUUUCACCUGGUGCUUUUACUCUCCCUGUCUUUUUGGACUUGUGAAUGAUGACAAUGAUGAUGAGGAUGACGGAGACCUCACGUCACCUUUUGCUACAUUUAUUUUAAUCCACUUCCAAUGUGUUCUUUUUGUAUUCAUGCAACAGCCAGAUGGCAUGCAUGUCAGAUAUCACAUCUGUUUAACACCUUACCGUUUCUCACAUUCCAUCGGUUCACAAAAGAGUCCAGUUUUACUCUACAACAAGGUUUAAAUUCACAUGUGUGUUAGUGUGGCUGAGACUCUUUGAAGUAAGCAGCACUUCCUGUCUUUAUUUAGGCACAGUCAACUCAUGUACGGUUGCGUGAUUUCAUUUGGAGGUACAGUAUUUCCCUCUUAUUCACCAUCUGUCAUAACAACAGCACUUCACAGAUAUUUGGAGGCACAUGUUAAAUUUUUGGUUUAUUUUAUUAGGAAUGUCUGUAGAUGAUGUUUCUUUUAAUGUUUUUUGAUUUUGUAUGUACCAGAGUGAUUCUCACGGAAGCUGUCAAGGACAUGUCCUGCUCAUAUUUAGCCCCAAAUCAAUACCAAAAAACAACAAAAAAAAAAAACAUCUGAAAUUAUAUUUUGUAUAAAGAAAAUGAAGCCUACAUUUAGGGCCAUUAAGAUUUUUUGCACUGUGACAUUAUUUCAGGACGCUUAAGCACAUUUUACCCCCCAGUUCUCAGAACCGAAUUUUACUUUUACAAUUCACAUUGUUUUGAAUGAUGAUUCUCAUUACUAUAACUAACACAUACAGUAUUACAGUAAAAAAACAUGGCGUUUAAUGAGAAUCGGGGCGGAAAUGUGUAUAACUGUCAUGAAAAUAGUGUCACAAUGUAAAACAUCUUAAUUUCCCCAAAAACAGGCUUAAUUAUUUAUGUUCACUAUAAUUUCUUAUUUAUUUAGAUUUUGUAUUAAAAUUGCACCUUGACAUUUUCUCGACAGGUUUGGUGAGAAUCACCCAUCGGUUCGAUAAAGUGCAGCUUGCAUUGUAACGAGAACACUACAAAUGUAGUUAUUCACUUUUAAAGAAUAAAUUUUUAUCACAAGCAA
Myxocyprinus asiaticus (Chinese sucker) is the source of this 6723-nucleotide messenger RNA. RefSeq names its product myosin light chain kinase, smooth muscle-like. The transcript is spliced from 33 exons. Gene Ontology annotation, molecular function: protein kinase activity; protein binding; ATP binding. Bases 231 to 5627 code for a protein of 1798 amino acids. Lineage: Eukaryota; Metazoa; Chordata; Actinopteri; Cypriniformes; Catostomidae. Gene Ontology annotation, biological process: protein phosphorylation. The record is from RefSeq and is a predicted model, not a curated record.